Pocillopora verrucosa is the source of this 3168-nucleotide messenger RNA. RefSeq names its product neuropeptide Y receptor type 2. Gene Ontology annotation, biological process: G protein-coupled receptor signaling pathway. NCBI's taxonomy places the organism in Eukaryota, Metazoa, Cnidaria, Anthozoa, Scleractinia, Pocilloporidae. Gene Ontology annotation, cellular component: plasma membrane. Gene Ontology annotation, molecular function: G protein-coupled receptor activity. The record is from RefSeq and is a predicted model, not a curated record.
AAUGUUUCCUGUGCGGUUUACACGGUCUUGCUCACUGUGCGUCCGAUGUUAGCGUUUGAUCGACAGGGUGAACCAUGAAAAGGCAGUUAAUUUAGACAAGAUCCUUUCCCUACCACCUUCCUGUCGGACACUCAGCAGUAUUUUUUUAGUCACGCCUUUUAAAGGGAGCUGUUACGUCUAACAUAAACAGAAACACAGCCUUGGUGUAGCGUUUUGCUUGUUCGUGGAUUUGUAGCACUGUGAUCAUUUCUGUCCUGGUGAGAUGCUGUAUUCGACUGUCAACGCUAACAGGUCUUGGACGCGCGCUGAAUACUUGCUUAACACGACAUCGCAAACACCCGCCGCCAUGGAUCUCCACAUCGCAAGGUACGCAGUCUUCUGUUCCAUCUUUCUCUUUAGCGUAACUGGGAACACACUGGUUAUUCUAACCGUUGUUUUGCUUCGGAAAAUGAAAACAGUCCCAAUGAUAUUCAUAGCGAACUUAGCAGCCUGCGACCUUACCACUACUGUUUCAAGUAUAGCGUUUGACUUGCCAGAGCUGGAACUCGGCUAUUGGCCGUACGGAGCUGUUCCAUGCAGGAUUAUUUAUCCACUGGCUACAUUUUCAACCAACUCAGCUGCGUUAACUCUAGUGGCGAUAUCAAUUGACCGGUACAUCUCGAUAAUUUGCCCCCUUAACCUGCGUUACCGCAUCACGAAAGGUAAAUGCUUUAAGAUAAUCACAGCGAUUCAUUUUGCCUCUGCUGUCGCAGUUGUACCUUAUGUACUCAUUUUGAAAUACACAGCUGGCUUGGAAUCCCCAACGUGUGGCGAAAAUUGGCCCGAAGGUUAUUCGCUGAACAAAGCGUACACAGUACUGCUGUUUGCGCUCCAAUAUGGACUGCCUUUGGUUAUUAUGUCUGUCGUUUAUACGCGAAUCGGCCUCAAACUUUGUAAAAACACUGGAAAAGCUGCUGAGCUUAGUUCUGGGAAAACAAACAGAUCGCGCAGUUCAACAACCAGCUCGGGGCAGACUCUCCUCCACAGCGCACUGGACAAAGCAACUCACUCCAUUCAGCGCAGAAAAAGACAGAACGAGAAAACCGCGAAAAUGUUUCUGUUUGUUGUUCUUAUCUUCUUGAUAUUCAUGAUGCCGCAUCAAUUGCUCUGGCUUAGCUACGAAUAUGCUAGCAACACCUCUGGUUUCCAGAAACAUGAAGACCUCGUAGUCUUUGUAUGCCGCGCUUUUACAUACGCGAACUCUGUAUUAAACCCACUCGUUUAUGGUGUGUGUAACGGUAAUUUUCGCCGCGGCGUUUUGUCAGUGCUGAAGUGUCAGUGCAGCAAGGCGAGUCAGAGAAAACAGGUGAGGGAAGCAGAAAUUAGAAGAACUGAGACAAUGUUGUCUACAAAUUCAACGCCUUUGUAUGGUGGUUCUUCGGGCUUUAAAGAAAACAGUACACAUGCAAAUUCUGUCCAUUUCUCCCUGCGAAGGGAAGGCUUAAUUCGUAACGGAAAUGGUGUGGUACACCAAGGAGCUUUAAGGACAAACUUAGAUCAAGAGUCCAUCUCUAAACUGCCAACAAAAGAAUUCAGGACGAAAAGUGAAACGGAAGAAAACAACAAUUUGAACAAAACGAAACCAAGCGGUGAUAAAAUUCCUAAAGAAAGCGUCGCCGCUAAGCCGGAAAUUCGUAACUCGCUGUAUGAUAACUCAUUAAACAGCCAUCUUCUACAUCAAGACUCAGAUAGCGAUACUAUGAUAUGGCUACGAGAAACGGAAGCUCUUUUGAACAAACUCUGCCGCGAACUUGACGUCUCCAGAGGAGACAAAAGCAGUCAGUACGGAACGCAACGGGAAAUUCCAUUCCCUUUGAAGGAGAAGAACAUUUUAAGCGCCCAGUUGAGCGCGGAAAAAGAGACAAUUCUUUAAAUAAACCCAGAACAUUGUGGGAGAUGGUAAGAUUUCUUUAAAGCCAUUUGUAAGACAACGUCUCCCCCCAUCGUGGAGAGCAUAACAAAAGAAUUUUAUUUUAAGAGGGUAAAUUAGCAAACAAACUUGGUUGACUGACAAGAACCGGUUCAUCAUGUGUUUUUACAUUUCCUGUUCAAAGCGAUUUACAAAUUAUUUCAAAAUGACUAGACGUUGAAAUGAAUUGUUUUAGGUCGAUAUUUAUCGUUCCAGACAUUUCUCUCAUUAACAGAACAACAUAAAUUUCAGCUUAGAGUGCUAGUUCUCGACACAAUUUCAAGAAUGGAAUGUUUUAUUUGGGUUUGCCUCAUGUAUCAUUAACAGAUUAAGUCGCUGCUUUUGAAUAGCUGGCGACAAGUCCAUUGUAAAUCUCUUUCAAAUGCGUCAUUCAUUUUGUCAAUAAGCGCCUGGUUUUUUUCAAGUUUGUUCAUCCAUCGUAAUUCGUCGCAACUUCGACAAAUUUUCUUAUUUUGAAACACUCCCUCUGAUACGUGCAGAGGAAGUCUUUGCAAGCUUUUCCGUUUUAUCUGUUUCGAGAUUUGGUAAAGGAAAUGAAAAUUGCAAAUGCGAUUCGCGUAAAGUUUUCGAGAUCCUAUUAACAAACAGUAUUUGAAUAAAGCUCUUAUGCAAAAGACUGAUUAUUUACAUAGGAAUUACUUUGUAGAUUUUUUUAACCAAAUUUUGUUAUGAUUAGGGAUUUGUUUAUUUUAAAUUAAGAGAAAAUUUCGACCUGAUAACCUUACUUUGAGAACAGUAAGGAAAUAACAUAGAAUUUAUAGUAAACAAUAAAAGAUGUACCUUUUGAAACAUGCAAUUCGGGCUAGUAUUGCUUUUCUUAACCGUUGUGGCCGAGCACACAGGAUAUUUAUAAACUGAUACAAUGAACGCCGUCUAGAGUUAAACAAACAACUUGACAACUGAGGUCAACCCUAUCGAAUGUUCUUUUCUUCUGUAAGACACGGGAAAUAAGUUUUCAAAAUAGAAAAAUUUCACAUGCAGUGAUUUUCAUUGUGGUUGCACAGCAUGUUUCGUAGUUAAUUAAUUUUUUGUACUUGGAGGCGGGCAAACGAGAGUAAACUCGAGAUUUAAUGAAGAUUAAGAUGUGCGUUCUUGAUUUCAUAAUAAUGUUGUACUAAAAGAAAGCAAUUAAGAGAAGUUAUAUCUUAUUAAAUUACCAUCAUGUUAAAUUUAAUUGCUUCGGUACCAGUCAGUGCUGA